AUGGCUUCUGUAAUGGCUGUGCAGCCGCUGGCACCGAGGCCGUCAUCACACAUGAUCUCCGCGUGGGUACCUCAAAAGCAAAUUAUGGAAGGCAAAGAGAAUCGGCCUGCUCUGAAACAGCUUCACCAAGCCACGCCCACCGGUCGAGCACGUCGUGAAAGGCCAUGUGACGGAUGUCGGAAGCGCAAGAGUAAAUGUGUCUUGCAGGAGUCCCGGAAGUGCGUACUUUGCGAAUUUCAUAAGCAGGAUUGCACUUUUGUCGAACAGGCCCAGCCACGGAAACGGAAAUUAGUCGAAGGCAGCGAGAACCAGAGGUCGGCGAAGAAGAGUCCUGGUGCAAGUACGACCAACAGCUCCACGGCAGUUUCGUCGCCGCGCCUACCUCAGCAAUCGUUUGCGCCGCAAGACAAAUUCCAGGGCUCCUUCGUUCAAACCCAUCUACCCAGCACGGUGGACGAGAGUCUGAGUCUUCAACGGCACCGACACUGUAAAUAUCUGGGCCCUACCACGGCACUCGACUCUUCACUCAUCGGCGUCGGCACCUUCAACGACAAGAACGAGACGGCGUCGCAAGUCGGUACAUUGCGCCAAGUCACCGCGACGGAGUACUUCAGCACCCAUGCAGAUGCGGACGUACCCAUCCCGGAUGAUGAGGCCAGAGCACUGGCUGAGAUCGAUGCCAUCAUUGGCCAACACGGUCCAGCUCUGAUCGACAUUUACUUUCGCAAUGUGCAUCCAAGCUAUCCGAUCAUCCAGAAGAAAGUCUUCCUUGACCGGUUAAGGCAUGGGGACAGACAGUUCAACCCCCCUCUGCUGGCGUCGAUGUACCUCCUGGCGUUGGGUUGGUGGUCACGCGAGCCUAGCCUGGCGCAGUACCCGAAGCCGGACACGGGUCGUCUGGAGUACAUCGCUAUCACCAGCUUGACGAUUGCGAUGCAGAGGCCGAAGAUCUCUGCAGUACAGGCUGGGCUUCUUUUGCUGCAGCGAGCCAAAUCGAGUACAUGGACUUUGACUGUGCAGCUGGUAGCUUUGGCUCAGGACAUUGGCCUGCAUCUUGAUUGUUCGGAAUGGUCCAUCCCAAGGUGGGAGCGUCGACUUCGGAAGAGGCUCGCCUGGGCUCUGUACAUGCAGGACAAAUGGAGUGCUCUGAUGCAUGGCCGACCCUCGCAUAUCAAUGCAGCGGACUGGGCAGUUCAGCCGCCUACUGAGGAGGACUUCGACGAAAGUGUGGAAUCGAACACUGUAGACUCACUGGAUCCCGAGCUCGCCAAAGGCCGGACACUGUUCAUGCAGAUGAUCGCCUUGACCUCCAUCAUGGCCGAGGUCUGCGCGACGUUCUACUCUCAGACAGCAAAGGAUGAGUACGCUCGUGCCGGACAGUUCGCAACACAGCUGGUCCUGAAUCGAGCAAAGCCAGUGCAGAUAAAGCUGAAAGACUGGUUCGCGAAGCUGCCGGCUGAGUGCAAGAUGGACGCCUAUACUCCGGAUCAGCUCUGCAGUGUAGGCUACCUCCACCUGGGCUACUUUGCAACGGAGAUUUCCAUCCACCGGCGCAUCGUACAGUCGCUCGAUCCAGCCACAGCAAACCCGUACAUGCUUUACAUCUGCCGGUCUGCCGCCAAAACCCGCCUGAUCAGCGCAAUGGACUUCGUCAACAGGCUACGGCCCGAACACCUUGAUGCCUUCUGGUACUUCGCUUCGACGUCCAACUUCGCGUUGAUCGGGACCUUCGGCGCCUUGCUCAUGGCAACCAGUCCCGGCAAGGAGGAGGCGGAGUUCUACCGCUUCCGUCUCGCGGAGCUGAAGUGGACGCUAAGCGUGAGUGCGAAAAAGGCGCCAUGGAUUGGCAAUGCGUUGGAGCUGCUGGAUGCGAAUCUGGAGAUGCUGCAAGGUCUGCCAGAGAAGACAGAGGCGGCGGAGGUGGGCAGGUUUGAUGCUACGACCAUGCCGCCCCCGCCGCAGGGCCAGGAGCCGCAGUUUGGGUCGGAAGGGCAGAUGGUGUUUGGACAGAUGGAUGAGGACGCUGGAAACAGUGAGGUUAUGGAUCUGGAGGAGUGGUCUACGCCAUGA
Saxophila tyrrhenica is the source of this 2070-nucleotide messenger RNA. It is a transcript of the gene DAL81, whose product is annotated as Fungal specific transcription factor. The transcript has a single exon. NCBI's taxonomy places the organism in Eukaryota, Fungi, Ascomycota, Dothideomycetes, Mycosphaerellales, Extremaceae. Gene Ontology annotation, biological process: DNA-templated transcription. The record is from RefSeq and is a predicted model, not a curated record. Gene Ontology annotation, molecular function: DNA-binding transcription factor activity, RNA polymerase II-specific; DNA binding; zinc ion binding. Gene Ontology annotation, cellular component: nucleus. Bases 1 to 2070 code for a protein of 689 amino acids.